Hibiscus syriacus is the source of this 3785-nucleotide messenger RNA. RefSeq names its product topless-related protein 1. Gene Ontology annotation, molecular function: protein binding. The coding region runs from base 151 to 3546 and encodes 1131 amino acids. Gene Ontology annotation, biological process: regulation of DNA-templated transcription. Lineage: Eukaryota; Viridiplantae; Streptophyta; Magnoliopsida; Malvales; Malvaceae. The record is from RefSeq and is a predicted model, not a curated record. The transcript has 26 exons.
UUUUUAAAAAAAAAUCGUGAGUUUUUUUUUUUGAAAGUUUUAAUCUUGGAAAUCUGUUUGUUUUAUACAUGUCUGAAAAUCGAUCUCAGAUGAUCUAGUGUUUGUUUCCAGAGAUUUUGAAUUUCGUCCAAGCGAAGUCGGCCGGAUACGAUGUCGUCUCUGAGUAGAGAGCUAGUGUUCUUGAUCUUACAGUUUCUGGAUGAAGAAAAGUUCAAAGAAACUGUUCACAAGCUCGAGCAGGAAUCUGGGUUUUUCUUUAACAUGAAAUAUUUUGAGGAUGAAGUUCAUAAUGGGAAUUGGGAUGAGGUUGAGAAGUAUCUGUCUGGUUUCACCAAGGUCGAUGAUAAUCGAUAUUCGAUGAAAAUCUUUUUCGAGAUCAGGAAGCAGAAGUAUCUUGAGGCAUUGGAUAAGCAUGACCGGUCGAAGGCCGUGGAGAUACUAGUGAAGGAUUUGAAAGUUUUUGCUACGUUCAAUGAGGAACUUUUUAAGGAAAUCACUCAGCUCUUGACAUUGGAGAAUUUCAGAGAGAACGAACAGUUGUCGAAGUAUGGAGAUACGAAAUCCGCUAGAGCAAUCAUGUUAGUUGAACUCAAGAAGCUUAUUGAGGCGAAUCCUUUAUUCCGAGACAAAUUGCAGUUCCCUAACCUUAAAAACUCGAGGUUACGCACCCUCAUUAACCAGAGCUUGAAUUGGCAGCAUCAGCUUUGUAAAAACCCGAGGUCAAACCCAGAUAUAAAAACUCUCUUUGUGGAUCACUCAUGUGGACAGCCAAAUGGUGCCCGAGCACCAUCACCUGGAAGCAAUCCACUUCUUGGAUCCUUACCUAAAGCUGGAGGUUUUCCUCCCCUAGGGGCCCAUGGGCCUUUUCAACCUACGCCUGCACAAGUUCCGGCACCCCUUGCAGGUUGGAUGUCAAAUCCUUCAGCUGUAACUCAUCCAGCUGUUUCUGGUGGAGCAAUCGGUCUUGGCCCUUCUUCAAUACCAGCCGCAUUGAAGCAUCCAAGGACUCCUCCAACAAACCCAUCUGUAGACUACCCAUCUGGGGACUCUGAUCAUGUUGCCAAAAGGACAAGGCCGAUGGGGAUAUCUGAUGAAGUAAAUCUUCCUGUCAAUGUGUUGCCGGUACCAUUUCAGGGCCAUGGUCACAGUCCGGCUUUCAGUGCACCCGAUGAUCUGCCGAGGGCUGUCGCAAGAGUUCUCAACCAGGGUUCAUCUCCUAUGAGCAUGGAUUUCCAUCCUGUUCAACAGACUCUACUUCUAGUUGGUACCAAUGUUGGAGACGUAGCAUUGUGGGAAGUUGGCUCUCGGGAGCGGCUGGUUUCCAAAAACUUCAAAGUUUGGGAUGUUAGUGCCUGUUCAAUGACUCUUCAGUCUGCUCUAGUCAAAGAUCCUGCUGUCUCUGUAAACCGUGUAAUUUGGAGCCCUGACGGUUCUUUAUUUGGCGUUGCUUACUCGAGGCACAUUGUGCAAAUAUAUUCUUAUCAUGGUGGCGAGGAGGUUCGACAACAUCUCGAGAUUGAUGCUCAUAUUGGUGGUGUAAAUGAUAUUGCAUUCUCUCAUCCAAAUAAGCAACUCUGUGUAAUAACUUGCGGUGAUGACAAGACAAUUAAGGUGUGGGAUGCUACUAAUGGUACAAAGCAGUACACCUUCGAAGGCCACGAGGCUCCUGUUUAUUCUGUCUGCCCGCACUAUAAAGAGAACAUUCAGUUUAUCUUUUCAACUGCUGUUGAUGGAAAGAUAAAGGCAUGGUUGUAUGAUAAUAUGGGUUCACGGGUUGACUAUGAAGCUCCUGGUCGUUGGUGCACAACCAUGGCCUACAGUGCUGAUGGUACAAGGCUCUUUUCUUGUGGCACCAGUAAAGAGGGGGAGUCUUCUAUCGUAGAAUGGAAUGAAAGUGAAGGGGCUGUGAAGCGAACCUAUCAAGGGUUCCGCAAACGUUCUUUAGGUGUUGUGCAGUUUGACACAACCAAGAACAGAUACUUGGCCGCUGGUGACGAUUUCUCGAUCAAAUUCUGGGAUAUGGACAACGUUCAACCUUUGACCAGUUUUGAUGCUGAAGGAGGACUUCCGGCAAGCCCACGCAUCCGCUUUAACAAGGAUGGCUCUCUCUUGGCUGUUUCCACCAAUGAUAACGGGCUUAAGAUUUUGGCAAAUAUAGAUGGCAUGCGAUUGUUGCGCACUUUGGAGAAUCUUUCUUAUGAUGCCUCGAGAACAGCCGAAGCCCCGAAGCCUACGAUAAAUCCAAUCUCUGCUGCAGCUGCUAGUAGUGCUGGGCUUGCAGAGAGAAGUGCCUCUGUGACUGCUAUUGCCGCAAUGAACGGGGAUGCUCGGAAUAUGGCGGAUGUAAAACCCAGAAUAACAGAAGAAUCCAGUGAUAAAUCAAAGAUUUGGAAGCUCACUGAAAUCAACAAACCAUCUCAGUGUCGAUCCUUGAGGCUCCCCGAAAACUUGAGGGUGAACAAGAUAUCGAGGUUGAUCUUUACAAAUUCAGGUAAUGCUAUUUUGGCAUUGGCAUCGAAUGCUAUUCACUUGCUGUGGAAGUGGCAGCGAAGUGAUCGCAACUCGAAUGGCAAGGCAACUGCGAGCGUAUCCCCUCAGUUGUGGCAACCAUCAAGUGGGAUUCUUAUGACCAAUGACGUUGCUGAUACAAAUCCGGAAGAGGCUGUACCGUGCUUUGCUUUGUCGAAGAAUGAUUCUUAUGUAAUGUCGGCAUCCGGAGGAAAGAUUUCCUUGUUUAAUAUGAUGACGUUUAAGACAAUGGCAACUUUCAUGCCACCGCCACCAGCGGCAACUUCGCUUGCAUUCCACCCUCAGGACAAUAAUAUUAUCGCUAUAGGCAUGGACGAUUCGACAAUUCAGAUAUAUAAUGUCCGUGUGGAUGAGGUGAAGAGUAAACUUAAAGGCCACUCCAAACGGAUAACUGGCCUCGCCUUUUCGCAUGUACUGAAUGUGCUCGUCUCAUCCGGAGCCGAUUCUCAGCUUUGCGUGUGGAACACCGACGGAUGGGAAAAGCAGAAGAGUAGAUUCUUGCAGGUUCCAGCAGGGAGAACACCAACAGCACUGUCGGACACUCGUGUACAAUUCCAUCAAGACCAGAUACAUUUUCUUGUCGUGCACGAGACUCAGCUUGCCAUAUUCGAAACAACGAUGCUAGACUGCGUGAAGCAGUGGGCCCCACGCGAUUCUUCUGCUCCGAUAACGCACGCGACGUUCUCUUGCGAUAGCCAGCUAGUAUAUGCCAGCUUUUCGGAUGCAUCCGUUUGUGUGUUUAAUGCUGCAAACCUCAGGUUGCGAUGUCGUAUAAAUCCUACUGCAUAUCUUCCGGCUAGUGUCAGCUCCGGCAUUCACCCGCUUGUAAUCGCCGCACAUCCGUCCGAGGCAAAUGAAUUCGCAUUGGGACUAUCGGAUGGCGGGGUUCAUGUAUUUGAGCCUCUCGAAUCCGAAAACAAAUGGGGUGUGCCUCCACCGGUUGAAAACGGCUCAGCUAGCAGUAUGGCAGCAACACCUUCGGUUGGAGCACCAGGAUCAGAACAAGCCCAGAGAUGAUACCUAAUUUAGGUAUGCUUGUUACAACAGCAGGAUAACCCCCCCCCCUUACGUUUGCUCGACCGACCGAAACGCUGCAGCGUCCGAUCGGAUUUUAUUUAACCAAUCUUUUAUUUUUCCUUCUAAAAUUUGCAGCUUGACAAUCAAAGAUAUGUGAACUCUAAGAACAAACAUCCCAAGAUGUAGAUUUUAACAUAUUUUGUAUGCAAGGCAAAUGGACCGAAGUUACCUUGAUUCGA